Molecule: messenger RNA, 1314 nt
Organism: Lolium perenne
Lineage: Eukaryota; Viridiplantae; Streptophyta; Magnoliopsida; Poales; Poaceae
Source: RefSeq, a predicted model, not a curated record
GAACUAGCCUACUCUUCUAUCUUUCUAUCCUUCUGUCCUCCUAAUACCCACCUCCAUGGAACCCGGUCAAUUCCAUGCCUAUAACUUUUCCUAUCUGAUACUUCGAGAGUUGUUCUUUCGCUUGGUUGUUUGUUUUGAAAUUGAGUCUUCCCUUUCCAGGGAGAUAAUAGCCUUUUGGUUGUGGCUCCAAGGAAAUAGCCAGGCUGCUUUCCUUUUGAGCAUCGAGUCUUUUGAUGAUGACCAUUUUCAUGUGAUUGCUUCUGGUGCAAAACCUUUUGUUGAGAUUCUCCAUUUUGAGUUUGAUGGCUCAGAUCCUAGAUCUGUACCGAGAAAUCACUUUCGGAGGGAAGCUAUUGAAGGGAUUUCUUUCUACCUCAACAAAGUUUGUUAUGAGGCCUUACAAGUUCUUCAAGAAAGAGCAAAUAUGAACUUUCUCCAUAAUCAGACGGCACAUCUGUACCAAAAAUCCUAUGGAGAAUUCAUGAAUGAUAGGGUUCCUAUAUGCUCGAUGACAGAUCUACACAGAGAGGCAUAUGGCAAUUCCAUGAAUGACCAGGUUCCUUUGAGCUCGAAGCACCUUCUGACCAAGAUCAAGGCUUUGUAUGCUAACACUCAAAAUCAUCAUGGUGGAGAAGGCACAAGUUCUAGAAAUCUGCAUCUUCAAACAAGUCAUAUGCUCCUUCAAGAUAUAAAGGGAGUAUACGAGUGUCAGCCAACCUCCCGUUUGGUGACAUUGUUUGAUAACUUGAGCUUCAGAGAGAGGCAUGAUAAUCCAAUCAUGCAGCAGCUAUCUGACGUUCCACGUGAUGAGAGAACUUUGUUUGUAACAUUUUCCAAUGGCUACCCACUGACCAAAGAUGAACUGCAUGAUUUUUUCAUGAGGCACUAUGGAGAUGUUGAAGAGAUAACAGUGGAAGAACCAAUUGGAAACAAACAACCCUUAUACGCACACGUUAUAUUUUACUCACAGGUGACGCUCUUCCGUGUCCUUGAUGGGAACUUGAGAGUCAAGUUCAUGACGAGGGGAAAACAUCUGUGGGCUCGUCAGUAUGUGCCUAAGAAAAAGAAUACUAAAUCAUGAUGAGCAAAAUCCGACUCGUUAGUAUUGAUAUCCUAUCCCAAGCAUCUCUGAAGCAUUGGAAAAAAUGUACUUCUAUAAUUACUCUUGUGCAGUCUGCACCUUACUACUCUUUUGUAAUCUAGAUUUAUGGCCAUUGUUCUGAACUUCAAAUGUAUGGCAUUGUAAUCACUCAAAUUUGUACGUGUUAAGGGUUGCAAAUCAAUACUUUUGGUAUGACAGUAUUUACAUUUGAA